AUGGCUUCAACUCGCUCAAUAGCUCGUCUCCUCAACCAUGUAUCGCAACACUCCGCCACCUGCCCUUGCCAUACCACCCACCAUGCCGCGUCAACACCCGCUGCUCUCUCCCAACUGAGGCGUUAUGCGACACCCGUCGACAACAAGGAAUACGCAUUUGAGGUUGCAGCUUCCAAUCUACGCUUUGGCUCAAAUGUAACGAGUGAAGUUGGGUACGAUCUAUCCAACAUGAAAGCUCGCAAGGUCGGAGUCUUCACCGACGUGAAUCUCGCCAGCCUUCACCCAAUGAAAGCGACGCUCGCGUCUCUUGAUGUUCAACCUGAUCUCCCCUUCGAAGUCAUGGCACUGCCGGCUGGAGAGCCAACUGAAGAGAGUUGGGCCAGCGCGAUUGAGUGGGCGCGCACCCAUGACUUCAGUCAUUUCCUGGCCGUCGGUGGCGGAAGCGUGAUCGACACAGCCAAAGCAGCAAACUUAUUCACUGUCUUCAAAGAGGCACAACUUAUGGACUUCGUCAACGCGCCAGUCGGGAAAGGCUUACCGGUUACCCAGCCUCUCCGCCCGUUGAUUGCGAUCCCCACAACCGCAGGAACGGGAUCAGAAACCACUGGCGCCGCUAUCUUUGAUGUUACAUCCCGGUCAUUCAAGACGGGAAUCGCCAAUCGAGCUUUGAAACCAGUGCUUGGUAUCGUGGACACCCAAAAUACGGCAACAUGUCCGCGUGAGGUCCACAUUUCUGCUGGCCUUGAUGUCUUGUUCCACAGUCUCGAAAGCUAUACCGCGAUUCCUUAUACCAAACGCACCCGACCCUCCAACCCUAUCCUUCGGCCUGCUUAUCAGGGAAGCAAUCCUGUUGCUGACGUCUUUUCGUUCUGGGCUUUACAAACUACGGUCAAAUACCUUCCUCGAGUUGCCAAAAAUACCGACGAUGACGAGGCGCGGCGACAGAUGCUGCUGGCUGCGUCCUUCGCAGGCAUAGGAUUUGGCAAUGCCGGCGUGCAUCUGUGCCAUGGGAUGUCUUAUCCGAUUUCAGGAUUAAACAAAAAAGGACCAAAGUACAAGCAUCCUGGGUACCUUAACCCUCAGCCAAUCAUCCCCCACGGUAUCUCUGUUGCCAUCACUGGCCCAGCAGUGUUCCAGUUCACUGCUCCCUCUUCACCAGAUAGGCAUCGACAAGUGUUGGCUGUAUUCAACAACACUAGCCCAUCAGACCCAUCAAUUACGCGCAUUCCGGACUCAGAAAUCGGCGCUCACGUAUAUGAUACCAUAGCUCGGUUCUUAGAUGGACUUGGCGUCCCUCGCGGGUUGAAAGCACUGGGUUACACAACAGCUGACAUCCCUAUGUUGGUUGAAGGAACAAUUCCUCAGCGACGCGUUCUGGAUCUCGCGCCGGGUAUUGGAGAUGUGGUGGACGAAGAUGGCCGAGAGCAUUUGACAAAAAUGUUGGAACAGUCGCUUGAAUAUUAA
Molecule: messenger RNA, 1464 nt
Organism: Mycena indigotica
Lineage: Eukaryota; Fungi; Basidiomycota; Agaricomycetes; Agaricales; Mycenaceae
Product: alcohol dehydrogenase
Exons: 14
Coding region: 1-1464 (487 amino acids)
Cellular component (GO): mitochondrion
Molecular function (GO): alcohol dehydrogenase (NAD+) activity; metal ion binding
Source: RefSeq, a predicted model, not a curated record